This is a messenger RNA of Scaptodrosophila lebanonensis, 4511 nucleotides long. It is a transcript of the gene Pcif1, whose product is annotated as mRNA (2'-O-methyladenosine-N(6)-)-methyltransferase. Gene Ontology annotation, molecular function: mRNA (2'-O-methyladenosine-N6-)-methyltransferase activity; RNA polymerase II C-terminal domain binding. The transcript has 5 exons. The record is from RefSeq and is a predicted model, not a curated record. Bases 145 to 2994 code for a protein of 949 amino acids. Gene Ontology annotation, cellular component: nucleus. NCBI's taxonomy places the organism in Eukaryota, Metazoa, Arthropoda, Insecta, Diptera, Drosophilidae.
CAGACGCAGAGAAUUUAUUUUUUUCAGCAAUUAAUUUGUUUCUAAAUUGCUUGAAGAAAACGCGAAAAUACGUAGAUUACGUCUAAAUGUUUGAAAACACGUAGCGCGUGUUUUUAUUAAUAGGAUAGUUGAAAUUCGCGAUCAAUGGCAGCCAGCAACAACAACAGUAAUAUGCACAACAUGGGGACAGGCAUGCAGUCACUGCAACCGCUGGGUACAACAACCACGGCCGGGGUCAUGGGUCAAUCAGUGAUUGCAUCGACCGGCACAGUAAGCCCGAUGCUGGCCCUUAAUUCUACCGCCGGCGGCACACCACCGAGUACAAUAGCAGCAGCACCAAGCGGCAGCAGUUCAUCCACUCAAAGCGCCUGGGAUCAAUUGACCGCCAGUGUUUCCAAUAAUGGAGCGCCAGGUGCAAGCAGCAGUAGCGCACCCAUCGCAUUGCCAAGUGGGAGCGGGUCCAGCACGACUGCCAAUGAUACAGCGGUACACAUGAGCGCUGGCAGCUCACCAGUGGCUAGCUGCUCGUCGCCUUCGACACCGACUAAGACACAUGUGCCAUCUCUGGAGGGCAUGGCUCACACGCCGCAGGGUCCACCUACUAUGGGUGGUGGAUAUGGCGAGGAGCUGACAGCGGAGCUGGUCAACCAAGGCUGGCGAAAGUUUUGGUCCAAACGUGAAAAUCGUCCAUACUAUUGGAACAAAGUGACAGGUGAGUCGCUUUGGGAAAUGCCAGGUACUCGCCCCUUCGAUCCGCUUACAGACCCGUUGGGUAUAUGCCAUGCAGGCGGUGGUCCUACGCCCAUUAAUAUGCCACCACAUAUGCAGCAGCAUCAUCAUCAUUUAAAACGUCGGCCCUCAGACGACAUGCACAUACAUCCGCACCAGCAACACGGACCACACGGCGGGCCACCUUUAAAGAAAUUUGUUCUGGCCGGGCCCUGGGAUCUAGAAGUGUGCACAAAUGCAGUUAUAGUGGAGCGUCCACCAACGCUGCUGCCACAACCACAUCCAGAAAUGGAGGCGCUGCGCGCCGCCUUCAGCAUGAAGCUGUUAAAGACGUACGAGGAUCUGUGCAUGCGUAGGGAGAACAUCAAGGCACCACGCGAUUCCUUCAAUCGCUGGCUGAUGGAACGCAAGGUCAUCGACACGGGUUGCGAUCCAUUGCUUCCCAGCAACUGUCUGCCCGAAAUAUCUAGUUCUAUGUACCGCGAAAUUAUGGCCGACAUACCUAUCAAGAUUGUCAAGCCGAAGUUCACAGGCGACGCUCGAAAGCAACUUUCCCGCUAUGCCGAGGCAGCUAAACAGAUCAUCGAGUCACGCUCGGCACCCGCCGAAUCCAAAAAGGUUGUUAAAUGGAAUGUGGAAGAUACCUUUCAGUGGCUCCGACGUACAGUCGGUGCCAGCUAUGAAGAUUUCCAGGAUCGUCUGGCGCACUUAAAGCGCCAAUGUGAACCUCAUUUGGUGGAGACCGUCAAGAGUUCGGUUGAAACGCUGUGCGUUAAGAUUUAUCAUUUAUCCGCCGAGCAUGCCCGCAAGAUACGAGAACGUCAUCUGCAGCUACUGAAGGAACAUGGUAUUCCAGAGCCGACGCCGCCACCACCCCCACCGCAUUUGAAGAAGGUCUGGUGCUAUCCCAUACAAUUUGCAGUGCCCUCGCCACGAAUGCCGGCCAUCGAGUAUCUGCAGGAUCGCGAUCACAUGAUUAUCAAAUACACGCCCACGACUAUCAACCAGCCAGAUGCCCAGUAUAUUAACCUGACCUAUCUGCAGAAACUAGAGCAGCUCUAUCGUCACAAUUGCUUCGACGACAAGAAGUUCGAUCUAUUUAUUGGUCGCGUCUGGUGCUUGUUGAAGCGCUAUCAAACAUUUCUGGGCAAUGCGUUGAACUCGUCUCAAGAGGCAGAGUUGACCCAGGCCGCCCUACCUGUGCCCGUCUUUGAGUGCCUGCAUCGGCAUUUUGGUGUCAGCUUUGAGUGCUUCGCCUCUCCAUUUAACUCGUACUUCCGACAAUACUGCUCGGCCUUUGCGGACACCGAUGCGUAUUUCGGUUCCCGGGGACCCUUCUUGGACUUUAAGCCGGUUUCGGGUUCCUUUCAAGUGCAUCCGCCGCAUUGCGAGGAACUAAUUGACGCCAGUCUAGUGCAUAUAGACAAACUCCUUACGGACUCCAUGGAGCCACUAAGCUUUAUUGUAUUCCUGCCCGAAUGGAAGAGUAUAUCCAAACUUGAGGAAAGCAUGUACAAGAGGCGUUCCAUGGUGGUACUCGGCAUGGCACACGAGUACAGACAUGGCUAUCAGCAUAUGAUGCAAAAAUCCGAGGUGCUCAUCAAGUGCAUGCAAGGCACACAGGUGGUUUGGUUACAAAAUAGCGCCGGCUAUGCGCGCUGGGGACCCAACGAGAACCGUGUGGAAGCUUUGCGUGAAGCGUUCCGGCCGCAACGCGAUCGUGAGCGUGAACGUGCAGCUGCUGCCGCUGCUGCGGCGGGAGCUAACAGCAGCAGUCAACAGCAGCAGAGUGCUCCCUCAUCACAGAGCACAGCCACGUCGGUAGUAACGUCUGCACCGGCAACGCCUGCCUACACGACAGCAGGAGGCGCAUCAGCCGCAACGACGGCAACAGCAGCCCCAACAAGCGCCACAUCCUCCCCAGCGUCGUCUUCCGUGCUAACGCCACUGUCGCCGCACACGCCCACAGCCAAUCCGCCCCAGUUUCCGCUUACCAUAAGCAAUAGUAGCAGUAGCAGUAAUCUGGUGGCUGCUUCCCCCACAAUGAGCGUGCAAAGCGAUUGCUCUUCGCCAUCUUCAUCGACUAUGUCACUGUCGCCAGCACCUGCUUCCGGCGGCUACCCUGAUGGUGGCUCCACAGCAGCCGCCGCAGCAGCGGCCGUGUCCAUUACGGCCACGGCCAGCACAUCAGCAGGCGGAGCGUUUGCUACCACUAGCAUCAACACAACGGCCUCGACACAGGCUGUCAUUAACUCUGCAGUUUAGGCUAGGAGUCUGUAAAACUCUAAGAACCAUUCACUUAAUCGUUGGAUAAUUUCAGGGUGAUGAAUGGAACAGAUUUGUCUGCUGUAGUGUCAGUACCUAGAACAGUUUAUUUUCUGGUUAGUGUCGCUGACUCUUAAGGCUAAUAUUUAGUUUAAAAGAAAUACUAAAGAAACUCUUCAUACAAAACCUAUCCAGAUUUUGUUCGAUCGUGUUUAAUUUUUCACAAAUUUUGCAUGGAGAUUUCUUUUUCUCAAUGAAGUCGAUCCUAAAGCUAAAAGUUCUCUGAGUGAUUUACUUGAAUAUACCUUUCUAAAAUAGCCUUGAGGAUAGUAUUUGGGAUUAAAGUCAUUCUUUGGAAACUUUUCACAUGUCAUAAUUUGUUGAUCAAUUUAGCAUGAAAUUUGUUGGUAUCUCUUUUGGACCGAAUAAUCAAUUUAAAAACAAAAAAAAUUUAUCUAUAUACAUAUAGAAUUGGGCUAAGUCCCACUUUUGUGUUUCCUUUAUUUAGGUUAACAAUUAGGUGUAAUUUUUUGAAGAAAAAAAAACAAUCUUUAUAUAUAAUGGUAACGACCUUAAAGUUAAAAUGUAAAUAUGUUUUUAUCAAUAAUUAGAAGCUUACUUCGGCCUGGCCGUGGUUACGUAUGCUCCACAAAAAAAAUAAACAAAAUAUUAAAUACAUAGUAUGGUCGGGAACCAGCUUAAAUUUCUUUACCCAGAUUUUAAGGGUAUUUAAAAGAGUUCUCCAAUACAAAAUAUACAAACAUAUACACAAACUUUCGAACUAGAGAUGGGCAGGACGACUUUUAUUCUGGAACUUAUGCACCUUAACUUUCCUUUAUCUGUUUACCAUACAAUAUUUUUUUGUUCGCAUUCCAAACGAAAUUAAAGAUAUUAGUUUACAAAGAAAUAGAGCAACGAAAAUAUUCAUUAAUGUUUUCAAAUAUCAAGCUAAUGGUUAUUUAUCCUCGUCUUCAGCUUACCAAUAUAUGGUUCCUCUGAACACAUUCUAAUUCAUGUGCCCUUAAAAGUCCAUCUCCAGUCCAAGCAAUCUCAAAAUUAUUAAAGUGGAUUGGACUAUCUUUAAAAACAUACAUAUGUAUGUACUACUAUUAACGAAAAGUUAAACAUAAAAAUACAAUUAAAUCUAUGUAAGAUUAGUAGAGAAUCGAAUGCGAAAAGAACCAAAUUUGUAAUUUAAAAUAUGCGCAACUAUGCACCGCACAAGACACAAUUAAAUAAAUUAAAUCGGGAUGUAGCCAAUUUAUAAAUACAUAAUAUUAAAAAAUAAUCUGAAAAAGUAGUGACUCUUGGAAACUACAAAUUAGACAACAAUAAACCUAAGUUAAUCUACUUUAAAAAAGAAAGCCAUUGCCUGACACAACUCACACAUUACCCGCAUUCGUGUCGUUUCGAAUUCAAAUUUUAAGAUAUACAUAAUUCAAGUUUCUUUAAUUUAUUUAAAUUGUUAUGAUGUGAACUUUUUUAUUAAUACAUAUUACACACAUAUAUAGAUAUAU